AUUCACAGCCAAACACUUGACAGUUGCUUAGUCUGGCAAUACCGCCCUGUGUUAUAACAUUCGUCUCGCUGCCAACUUCACGCAGGACUUCAACAGCUCACAGGAUGAUGAUGCAACGUACUACGCUUUUGCUGCCAAUGGCUGUUGAAGCCACCAAUGUUGCCCAACAGCAACGUGGUAUGGCCACAUUGAAGCAUAUUUCCAUGCGCCUCAAAUCCGUAAAGAACAUCCAAAAAAUUACGCAAUCAAUGAAAAUGGUGUCCGCGGCCAAGUACUCCCGUGCCGAGCGUGAUUUAAAGGCAGCGCGUCCCUAUGGCAUUGGUGCUCAACAAUUCUUUGAUAAGACCGAAGUGCAGGCUGAUGGAGCUGUCGAGCCCAAGAAGCUGCUUAUUGCCGUAACUUCGGAUCGUGGCCUCUGCGGUGCCGUGCAUACCGGUGUUGCACGUCUCAUCCGUGGCGAGCUGCAGAAGGAUGAUUCUAACACCAUGGUGUUCUGCGUUGGCGACAAGUCGCGUGCCAUUCUGUCCCGUUUGUACGGUAAGAACAUCCUGAUGGUGGCCAACGAAGUGGGCCGUCUGCCACCUACUUUCCUGGAUGCAUCCAAGAUUGCGCAUGAGGUAUUGUCGACCGGGUACGAUUAUACCGAGGGCAAGAUCGUGUACAACCAGUUCAAGUCUGUUGUCUCGUACAAGUGCUCCACGUUGCCCAUCUACAGUGGCCCCACUGUGGAGAAGUCGGAGAAGUUGGCCGUUUACGAUUCGCUCGACAGCGAUGUCAUCAAGAGCUAUCUGGAGUUCUCUCUGGCCUCGCUCAUCUUCUACACCAUGAAGGAGGGCGCUUGCUCUGAGCAAUCGUCCCGUAUGACUGCCAUGGACAAUGCCUCGAAGAACGCCGGUGAAAUGAUUGAGAAGCUGACCCUCACAUUCAACCGCACCCGACAGGCUGUCAUCACUCGCGAGUUGAUUGAAAUCAUCUCUGGUGCCGCUGCCCUGACAUAAGAAGUGUACUCGUAACACACUCCAGUUUGAGCCGCAGCUUUAGCUUGAACGAUUUCAUCAAACCUAAUUCAAACAUUACGAAGAUUCGAAAACGCCAUUGCUGCGUGUUAAAUGAUAUAAAACUUAUAAUUAUCUGAGAUAAAAACCAGAAUAAAUAGCGUGGAACGAAAAAAUCGAA
Molecule: messenger RNA, 1176 nt
Organism: Drosophila arizonae
Lineage: Eukaryota; Metazoa; Arthropoda; Insecta; Diptera; Drosophilidae
Gene: ATPsyngamma
Product: ATP synthase, gamma subunit
Biological process (GO): proton motive force-driven ATP synthesis
Molecular function (GO): proton-transporting ATP synthase activity, rotational mechanism
Source: RefSeq, a predicted model, not a curated record